Molecule: messenger RNA, 2028 nt
Organism: Fundulus heteroclitus (mummichog)
Lineage: Eukaryota; Metazoa; Chordata; Actinopteri; Cyprinodontiformes; Fundulidae
Product: oxysterol-binding protein-related protein 1
Cellular component (GO): membrane; cytosol; intracellular membrane-bounded organelle
Molecular function (GO): cholesterol binding
Source: RefSeq, a predicted model, not a curated record
UCGGAGCUUUCCGUGAGCGGCUUCCUGUCUGUGGCCAGUUGCUCCUGGGAAGAGGACGAGGGCAGACACACCCCUCUUCCAAACAGCCUCCAUCACCCCAGCGGUCACAGGGGGGCUGCCGGCAUGUCAGGGGAGGGUAACGAUGGCAACAAAGACGCCCAGCACAAUGGAGUGAGGAAGCACAGAGCAUCUCUGCCGGCUCCGAUGUUCUCCAGGAAUGACGUCAGCGUGUGGAGCAUCCUGAAAAAAUGCAUCGGCAUGGAGCUAUCAAAGAUUGCCAUGCCCGUGAUCUUUAACGAGCCCUUGAGCUUCCUCCAGCGGAUUACCGAGUAUAUGGAGCACACCUACCUCAUCCACCAAGCGAAUGCUGCAACAGACUCAACUGAGCGCAUGAAGUGUGUUGCAGCGUUUGCUGUAUCAGCUGUAGCAUCCCAGUGGGAGAGGACAGGGAAGCCCUUCAACCCACUACUGGGGGAGACGUAUGAGCUGAUCAGAGAGGAUCUGGGCUUCAGGUGGGUGUCUGAGCAAGUGAGCCAUCACCCCCCGAUCAGUGCCUUUCACGCCGAGGGCCUCAGGGAGGAUUUUCUCUUCCAUGGUUCGAUAUAUCCCAAGCUGAAGUUCUGGGGGAAGAGCAUAGAAGCCGAACCCAAAGGGACCAUCACUCUGGAGCUUCCCAAACACAACGAAUCCUACACCUGGACGAACCCCACCUGCUGCGUCCACAACAUCAUCGUCGGUCAGCUCUGGAUUGAGCAGUAUGGGAACGUGGAGGUCAUCAAUCACAAAACCGGAGAGAGGUGCAACAUGACUUUCAAGCCCUGCGGCCUCUUUGGGAAAGAGCUUCAUAAAGUCGAAGGGUACAUCCAAGACAAAAGUAAAAGGAAACUCUGUGCAAUAUAUGGCAAAUGGACUGAGUGUCUCUACACAGUCGACCCCGCAAAUUUUGAUGCCCACAAGAAGGCGGAUAAAAAAAACCUGGAGGAGAAAAAGAGCAAUAAAGAGCCUCAGAGCAGUGUUGAUGAGGAGUCCGAAGAGAAGCCCCCGCCUGAUGCCGAGACGGUCCAGGUGAUCCCUGGGAGCGAGCUAAUCUGGAAGAUAACCCCUCGACCGGAAAACUCGCCCCAGUUCUACGCAUUCUCCACAUUCGCCAUGCAACUGAACGAGCUGGACAAGAGCAUGGAGGGCAUCCUUCCGCCCACCGACAGCCGCUUAAGGCCUGACAUCCGUGCCAUGGAGAAUGGAGACAUAGAUCUGGCGAGCGCAGAGAAGAAGAGACUUGAGGAGAAACAGCGCAUGGCCCGUAAAAACCGGUCCAAAUCCACAGAGGAAUGGAAAAUGAGGUGGUUUCAGCAAGGACCCAACCCUCACAACAAAGCUCAGGACUGGCUCUACACAAAAGGCUACUGGGACAGAAAUUACACUCGACUGCCUGACAUUUACUAAACGUAAAACACGCUCAGAUAUACUUAUGGAUUUCCAUUCUACUACCUUUGGACAUCUGCUGCUGCCCUGGUGACGCAAUACCAGCUCAACGAUGGAGUUGGCAUGGAAAAGGAGAUGUUUGUGUCUCAGGUUGUGAGGAAAAAAUGCAGAUCUGUGUGAACAAAACAAAAAAAGCACAAAAACUCUUUUUUACCAAUUUAACGGUAUUAGCAUGUGGUGGAACGACUAGGACAUAUUUUAGAACUAUUGCGUGUUAGGUAAAUGGGGUGUUUUAAAGGGCAGCCGUAGUUUAACUCAAGCAUGCUCGUUAUUUCUAGUCAGUCAGGUGAACAUUUUACUCAUCAGUGUCAGUGCAGUGAGGCGAUAACAGUUCUUCAAGCGGCUCAGCCUGAGCUCAUUUUUCCCAAAACACAGCUACGGCUCUGAUUGACACUUAUGCAUGUAUAUUAUUAUGCAGUGCAUAGUUUAGUUUAGUUAGAUAAGCUCAGAUAGAUUUGUAUGAGGUAAGGUCACUACCAAUAUAAACUUGUACAUAAAAGGAUAGUUGUGUCCAUAUCAGUCAGAAGUUGUGCAUAACAUUUGUAA